Messenger RNA from Carica papaya (papaya), 2904 nucleotides. Its product is annotated as Protein kinase superfamily protein. Gene Ontology annotation, molecular function: ATP binding; protein serine/threonine kinase activity. Gene Ontology annotation, biological process: protein phosphorylation; mitotic DNA damage checkpoint signaling. Gene Ontology annotation, cellular component: nucleus. The record is from RefSeq and is a predicted model, not a curated record. NCBI's taxonomy places the organism in Eukaryota, Viridiplantae, Streptophyta, Magnoliopsida, Brassicales, Caricaceae.
CCAAAUCUUAGCUUUAAAAAAUUCCGCCCUUUGCCAAUUUCCCUCCAAUUUCAACCAGGGGAAAAACCAAAAGAAAACGAAAUCACAUCUCAAGCGACAUCUACUGCUUCACCCGCCUCAGCCGCUGUCGGCUGUAGCUAUUUCCGAUUCCUUCUCUUUCCACCUGUUUCCGCUCACUGGUUUGCAGAUCCGUCGCUAAACAAGCGCUUCACAUGCUGCUACUUAGGUGUACAAGGACUUGACUAGUACAAGUUCUGUUCAGCAAGUCCGUGGAGAUCAUCAUUUUUGUCAUUCGUGCUUAUAACGACACAGAGGUACCAAAGGCCUUGCUGUGAAUAAGAUUCUGCCUCCUUUUUCCUGAAUACAAGUAUCUCAAAUUUCUGAUUUUUCUUACUCUCUUCCAUGGAAAUCUCAUCUGCCCUCUCUGUGGUACAUUCCAUCUCCCCAUGUACAACCGCUGAGUGGCAACAACAUGCUUGGUAUAUUGCCUUUCUCCUCCUCUCCAAGGGCGGUCCGAUGUCACUUUCCGAGCUUGCAUCUCGAUGCACUCUCUUCCAAGCUUCUCCCUCGGUUGUUGGGUUUCUCUGCUCAAUUCCUAACUCGCCAAUUUCUCUCACAAGCGAUAACCUAUCAGCUACACUUUCUUGGGGUUCUCUUGCAUGUGCAAGGCAGGUUAAGGAUUUCAUAAAUUGGAGUGCCAGGAAGCGCAAACGAGUUCCUUUUAGUUUGAUAAAUGAAAAUGAGGAGCGUGGGCAACCGAAAAUGCCAUUAUCAAAAAGGAUUCGAAUUGAUUGGACAAAGAUGGCCCAUCAUUUAACUGGUAACAUCAUCAAGGGCAUGAAUGCACAGCCCAGUAACUUGUUAAGUCCAUUGAUGCUGAAUGACUCCUUGUAUGUUGGAUCAAUUACUAGACAGUUGCCCCAGCCCUCAGUUGAAACAAAUGCAACGGAUCAGGAUGUGGUGGCUUCACAAGUGCAAGAUACAUGCAAGUUUUCCUUAGUGCAAGAUACCUGCAAGUCUCCAGGGAAUAAGGAAGUUGUUAAUAAACCCCAACAAAAGCAGCUAAGCAAAAUAGAUAAAAUGUCAACCAAAAUAACUCAAAAAUCAAGACAAAAUCCUAAGAACAUACAGAGUAAAGAAACAAAGAGAGUCCUUAAUUCUAUUUCAUCCAAGGAUUCUGCAAGGCAAAGUGUAUUCCCAAAUUUUGAAGCUUAUACUGUAGAAGAAGAAGAAGGUUCAGGUGGUUAUGGCACUGUCUAUAGAGCAAGGAGGAAAAGUGAUGGAAAUACAGUUGCCAUUAAAUGCCCUCAUGCAAAUGCACAUAAGCAUCAUGUUACUAAUGAGCUAAGGAUGCUCGAGCGUUUUGGGGGCAAAAGCUUUGUAAUAAAGUACGAAGGGUGUUUUAAGAGUGGAAAUUCUGAUUGCUUUGUCCUAGAGCAUGUAGAGCAUGAUAGACCUGAGGUACUGAAGAAAGAAAUAGAUGUUUUUCAGUUACAGUGGUAUGGUUAUUGCAUGUUCAGAGCUCUAGCAAGUCUUCAUAAACAGGGUACUGUCCAUAGAGAUGUCAAGCCUGGCAACUUCCUAUUCUCUCGGAAGACUGGCAAAGGCUAUCUUAUAGACUUCAAUCUUGCGGUGGAUCUGCAUCAGAAGUAUAGGAUUACUUACAAAUCAAAGCUAGGAUUUGGUUUAGGCUCUGAUCAUACUCAUAACAAUGCCAAAUCCAUGGUUCCUACUAGUAGCAAGAAGUUCACAACUUCUAAAUCAAUAAAUGUCAAUCAUGAUGGAAACAAAGGUUCUGCAUCAAAUUUGACAUUGAAGAACUUGAAGAAAAGGGCUACAGGGGAAACAAGGGUACAUACCGACUUGAGCAGAUGGAAUAAAUUCAAUAGCCAAGGGGCAGACGGCUCAGGUGUAACCUCAGCAAAGGAUGUGACAAGCACAAAGACUCCUUCUGCAGAAAGGCUUAGAGAACCUUUUCCAUGCCAAGGAAGAAAGGAGCUGAUAAAUCUUUUGCAAGAAGUGAUGACUACUCAAGAUCGUGAAGUAUUUCAUGUUUCAGCUCCCAUGAGAAAGCGGAUUGCUGCAUCUUGUGAGAAAAUGGAUAAAGAUUUUCUCUAUAUUACUCCCAUGCCUCUGCAUUCAAGCAGUCUGGCUGUAGCUGGAGCUGGUUUUAUAAAGGGUAAAGGGGAUGGAAAGUCAAAGAAAGAGGGCCCUUGUGCUGGAACCAAAGGAUUCCGGGCACCAGAGGUUUGCUUAAGAUCUUCCUAUCAAGGCCCCAAGAUUGAUAUAUGGUCUGCUGGGGUUACCUUACUCUAUUUGAUAAUUGGGAGAACACCUUUCGUUGGCGAUCCAGAACAGAAUCUGAAAGAUAUUGCAAAGUUAAGAGGCAGUGAAGAUCUAUGGGAAGUAGCUAAAUUGCAUAACCGUGAAUCCUUGUUUCCCGUGGAACUUUAUGACACACAAUUUCUACCAUCAAUGGACCUAAAACAGUGGUGCCAAAUCAACACAAAGAGACGAGAUAUCCUUGAGACAAUACCAAGAUCAUUCUUUGAUCUUCUGGACAAGUGCCUAACUGUGAACCCAAGAUUGAGGAUCAGUGCAGAGGAUGCCCUGAAGCAUGAUUUCUUUACUCCAUUGCGUGAGAGUCUGAGAAGAAAGCAAAGGCUUGUCAGGCAGAGUCAUAGAUCGGAUUCUAGGAAUAGCCAUCCGUUGCUGGAAGAAACUGUUGCUAGACCAUCAAAAUCCCUCAUCAGCUAGCUUGAUUGGAUGUGCCUAUGGAGGAUGUCAACUUUCACUUGUCUUUCAUCUGUAAGUUCUGAUGACAGUUCCAAAGUAGGCUGUAAAGAUAUCACAUUUGUUCUUCGUAUAAAGAAUUUUAACACAUGUAAUUGUAUCAACUAUAUG